AGGGAGCCGGCCAAGCUCUAUAUUCAUACCCGGUCCACCUUUCUUUAUGUAUACCGUAUCAAUCUUACAAGUAAACUAUAAAAAAUAUUCAACCCUCCAACCACCACCGUCACCGUCGCCACCGCCAACGUCACCGUCUCCGCCUCCACCUCCACCUCCAUCUCCCCUAACCCUCACGUAAUCCCAAUGAUCUAACCCACCCGAUCUCCAAUCGAUUCAAAUACUAGUAAAUUUUCCGAUCUGGUGAUGGACGACAACAACAUCUUCUCCCACCUCCCACAAGACAUCCUCCACCAGAUCUUCACCCGUCUCUCACUCCAACAGGUCGUCAUCUGCCGCUCCGUCAACAAACACCUCUACUCCGCCCUCUCAUCUCCCUCCUUCACCCACCUCCUCGCCACCACCUCCCCCUUCCCCCUCCUCGCCCUCCGCCCUCCCCACCGCCACCCCACUCCCCCCUCCCCCCUCCUCCACCUCUUCGACCCCAUCUCCCACAAAUGGCUCCGUUUCCCCCUCAACUUCCUCCCCUUCCCCUCCGCCCACCCCAUCGCCUCCGCCGCCGGCUUGUUAUACCUCUGGGCCGACUCCGGUUCCCCCGAUGGGAACAAAUCCUUAGUCGUUUGCAAUCCCUUGGCUUUAAGAUACAAAACUUUGCCUCAGCUGGGUUCUGCCUGGUCCAAACACGGCUCUGUCUUGGUUGACUCUGUUGAUAACAGAGUUAUUGUUUUGAAUGAGCUUGCUCUAUUGUAUUAUUCCAAUAUUAAGAAUAUGUGGCUUAAGUUUUCCUCGAAUUUGCCCGCAAAACCGCGGUCGCCGGUUUUGAUUAAUAAGUCGAUUAUCGCGUUGUGUGAUGUGGGGUCGCCGUGGCGGAGUCAGUGGAAGUUGUUUAUUUGUAGUUUGAAGAGUUUGCAGACGAGUCAGAUGUGGAAUUGUUUGGAGAGGUGUGAGUGGGGGGAUGUGUUUGAUAUAUUGAAACGCCCGCGUUUGUUGAAAGGGGUUGGGGAUGUGGUUUUGAUGAUUGGUGGGUUGAAAUCGUCGUUUUCGUUGAAUGCGUCGUGUUCGACGAUUUUGAUUUUGAAGUUGGAUUUGGGGAAGUUGGAAUGGGGUGAAGCGGGGAGGAUGCCAGGGGAUAUGUUUAGGUGUUUUCAGGAGUCGAGUAAGUUUAAGGUGUUUGGAGGGGGGAAUCGGGUUUGUUUUUCGGGAAAGAGGGUUGGAAGGUUGGCGUUGUGGGAAGCGGGGGAGGAUGGGAAGGAAGAGUGGAGGUGGAUUGAUGGUGUUCCUGGGAAUGGGGAGGGGUUGUAUCGCGGGUUCUUGUUUGAUGCAAGGCUUGAUGCUGAGCCGUGAUGGAGGUCUGCUUUUCGGUUUUUCAUUUAUGUUAUCAUGUUUCGUGUUUGUUUGCAGCGUAUUGAUUUGGUAAUUUGGUUAUUUUGUUACUUGGUUUUAUGAAAUGUUUUGUCUUUUCGUGCAUAAUUUGAUCAACAUGUUUGAUUUGGAUGUGCGUUUUAAAUGUGAUUAUUGCUGAUUGAUA
This is a messenger RNA of Helianthus annuus (common sunflower), 1528 nucleotides long. RefSeq names its product SKP1-interacting partner 15. Gene Ontology annotation, molecular function: protein binding. Lineage: Eukaryota; Viridiplantae; Streptophyta; Magnoliopsida; Asterales; Asteraceae. The record is from RefSeq and is a predicted model, not a curated record.